AUGGGUGUCAUCAACUUACUGACCGACAUGGCUUUAAUUCUGUUUCCAGUUCAUGUCAUUAUUACGCUCCAGAUGAGCAUGGCCAAGAAGGUCACUAUACUCACACUCUUUGGCACAAGGCUGCUAGACAUUGUUGCGACCGCAGUUCAGAUGACGUAUAUCGGCGGCCUCUCCUCCCCGGACUCAACUCGAGAACUUUGGAAAUGGACUCUCAUGACUCAGAUCAUCGAGUGUAUCACCAUCCUUACAUCCUGCGUACCCUAUCUUCGACCACUUCUCGAAUCUAUCCCCUCUGGUCUUUACGGCUCUGAUGAGAUACGUCGACGCGGCACACCGUCUGAGUUAGGUUAUUCGCGCAAGAAGGGCGGAUCAUACCAGCUAAGCAGUACGGACUCGAAAGCUGGAGAUACGAGGCCUCAAAGUAGGAAGAGUCGCACCGACAGUGGUGUAAAACGUUUCUUGCCCAUGCUUUCGCAGGACCGAACAACGCACUCGAAUUCGGCCUCUGGUGUACCAGGUGGUCCGCGCCGUCUUGAUGGACGGAUAGAUGUCGAGAUUACGGCCUCAAAAACCAACCCCGAAAAAGACAGAAAGUGGGAAACUGACAGUAUAGGAAGCAAUUCAAAAAUCCUGAAGACCACGGUCGUCAGUGCUGAGUGGGAAGAGGCGCAACAGCAGAGCAGAGAGGGCUCGCUCGAUGCAAUCAAGGUCCUGAAAUGA
Molecule: messenger RNA, 720 nt
Organism: Ascochyta rabiei
Lineage: Eukaryota; Fungi; Ascomycota; Dothideomycetes; Pleosporales; Didymellaceae
Exons: 2
Coding region: 1-720 (239 amino acids)
Source: RefSeq, a predicted model, not a curated record